This is a messenger RNA of Gadus chalcogrammus (walleye pollock), 1812 nucleotides long. It is a transcript of the gene hoxc11a, whose product is annotated as homeobox C11a. Gene Ontology annotation, molecular function: DNA-binding transcription factor activity, RNA polymerase II-specific; RNA polymerase II cis-regulatory region sequence-specific DNA binding. NCBI's taxonomy places the organism in Eukaryota, Metazoa, Chordata, Actinopteri, Gadiformes, Gadidae. Gene Ontology annotation, cellular component: nucleus. The transcript is spliced from 2 exons. The record is from RefSeq and is a predicted model, not a curated record. Bases 1 to 1053 code for a protein of 350 amino acids. Gene Ontology annotation, biological process: anatomical structure development; regulation of transcription by RNA polymerase II.
AUGACAAUAUCUACUUUCGAUCACGUGUCUGCGGGGCGACUUAGACGGAUUGCGCGUCAUCUCGCCUUCCCAAAUUUUCCCCUUCUGCAGUUCGAAUCCAAAACAUCUAUCUAUAGUACAGAGUACGAGCGAAAGAUGUUUAACUCGGUGAAUCUGGGCAACUUCUGUUCCCAGUCGCGUAAAGACCGGACUUCCGAGUUUGGUGACAGGACAGGCUGCGCGUCUAACAUCUACCUCCCCAGCUGCACCUACUACGUCCCCGAAUUUUCCGCCGUAUCUUCGUUUCUUCCACAGGCCCCGUCGCGGCAGAUUAGCUACCCUUAUUCCACAAAUCUUUCUCAAGUACAACCGGUGCGGGAAGUUUCAUAUGGCUUGGAUCCUGCGAGUAAAUGGCACCCCAGAAGCAAUUAUGCACCGUGCUAUUCUGGAGAGGAUUUGGUGCAUAGGGACUGUCUCCCACCAUCCACCAUGACCGAAAUGCUUAUGAAGAACGAGAGCGUGUACAGCCACCACCAUCACCAUCCAGGCUCCAACCAUCCCUCCGCUGGAUUCUACUCCGGUGUGGGGAAAAACAAUGUCCUCCCUCAAGGUUUCGAUCGCUUCUUCGAAACCGCUUACUGCAGCGCGGACAAUCAGCCGGACAAUUGUUUACAAAAGGGCGAGGCGAGUAAACUGGAAACGGAAUCCCAGCAGCCCUCCUCUCUACCCGGCGCCAGAGACCAGGAAAAGGAGCGAGAAGAUGAGGAGGAACAUACAAUUUCGGGCUCGUGUACUUCUUCAGUCACCAAGGAAGGCAGCAGCACCAAGAACAGCCACUCCAGCACCCCUCGUACAAGGAAGAAGAGAUGCCCUUACUCCAAAUUUCAGAUUCGAGAGCUGGAGCGGGAGUUCUUCUUUAACGUUUACAUCAACAAAGAAAAGCGGCUUCAGCUGUCACGAAUGCUGAACCUCACCGACCGACAGGUUAAAAUCUGGUUUCAGAAUAGAAGAAUGAAAGAAAAGAAGCUGAGCCGAGACCGCCUGCAAUACUUCUCGGGGAAUCCCUUAUUGUGAGCCGCAUUUGCGUUUAAUGUCAUGGUCCUCCUGACCAGUGACAAAUAGAAAUAUACUUAUCUCGUUGAGUUGUGUUUGUGGGCAUUACCAAGAUUUAAAAUGAAGCCCAUAAUACCAACAGUGCAAUGUAAAAAGGACAGUCUAAAUUGUUAUGCCCGCAUGGAACAAGUCGCCAUUUUCUUACCUACGGGCGGUGGUACAUUUCUAUCUCAGAGAGGUCAAUGGGUGGUUUAAGAUUAUACUUUUUAUUACCAAUACUGGUCUUCCAUAAUCUAUACCAUCUAUUUACCAUGAUUUUUUUGUUUGUGUUUAUUCUAUGGUUCAUUUAGGGCAAUUAUAGAAAAAAAAAAUACUCCUGGACCCCUAUCUGCCGGAGUUACGCCUAACCUUUCCUCUCCUCUGGUAUAUGUAUAUAGCAUAUUAUUAAAAAAUAAUGUUUUCUACCAGAUAAUGGACAAUAAGACAUUACAGGCAGUAUGUUGCCAUUCAUUACUGUGAGAUUAAAUCUGUGAAAAAGUAUCCCAUGUACAGAUUAGCCUAUGCAAAUGCACUCAUUCUGUAAAUAGGUCGAUGUAAAAAUGGCAAUCCCCCCCGCCCCCCUGCUGCUAUAUCACCAUCACACUGCCCUUGCAACGAUACCAGCUUUAAUGCAAGCCAUUAAAUUAUUAGCGUUUAACAUUGGUGCUUUUGUGAUCAGAGAAGAGGAAAAUGUUGUCGGGCUGUGUAUCAUUAAUAUAAGAAUACAUAUGGAAUAAACAA